AUGGCUACUGAAUCUUUGGGACAGCAAUGGUCAUGGCCCGAUGAAGUACGUGCUUCAUCUCCUGAGCAUCCGCACCAAGAUAGCAAUUGGACGACAACACCUCGGGCACCCGCCACGGAUGCACCUACCGGCACGGCGCCAGAACCGACACCAGCAGAACCACCACAGCCGCGUUACAAACCACGUACUUGCCGGAUAUGUUUGGAAGUCGUGCAACCAUCUACCGAGCUCGACGAUACCGUCGCCGGGCGGGUCUUUGCGUCAAAAGCUCGUGUACGAUAUGUUUCCGAGGAUCCCGAGCUGGGUCGGCUCAUGAGCCCAUGCAAUUGCAAAGGCUCUCAGAAAUAUGUUCACGAGGGUUGCCUCCAGGCCUGGAGAAAUGCUGCGCCAAUGUCGGAGAGGAAUUACUGGCGAUGUCCCACUUGCAAGUUCGAGUAUCGUAUGGAGCGCUUGAGAUGGAGCCGAUGGCUGUCAAGCAAGGCGCUACGGGCAGCCAUCACAAUCUUGGUGAUGAUGAUCACAGUCUUCAUACUUGGAUUCAUUGCCGACCCCAUCAUCAGAUAUGGCGCCGACCCUCUGGGUACCAUCGCCGGAACUUUAUUGGGGGAGUUUGACGAAGAGUUCGACAUACCAGUGCAGCCACUCGUCGAGGAAUUGGAGUCAGACAAUUGGUAUAUGCACUUUGUCAAGGGUUUCCUGUCCCUUGGCCUAUUGGGUUUUAUCAAGUCAAUGUUGGCCAUCUCGCCUUUUCAGAUUUUCAAUAUCCGAGUUGGCGGUGGUCGUCGCAGAAGAAGAGGUGGGACAGAGGGCAUCAGUUGGUUUGUUGUGGUUGUUGGGGUUGUUACAUUCUUGGCAGUAAGUGACAUCUUCCUCUCUCCUCUCACCGAGUUGACAAUACUGACCGAUCAUCAUCAGGCAACCUGGCAUGCCGUCAGUCAUUUCAGCGCAAAGUUUCUUGAGAAGCUCAGCGACCGUGUUGUGGAUGUCCAAGGAACGGAGCCCGAAGAUGACGAAGAUGACGAAGACGGUGAGACCGAUGAGUCAAGAAAGGAUAGGUGA
This is a messenger RNA of Podospora anserina S mat+, 1059 nucleotides long. RefSeq lists its product as uncharacterized. Gene Ontology annotation, molecular function: zinc ion binding. The coding region runs from base 1 to 1059 and encodes 352 amino acids. NCBI's taxonomy places the organism in Eukaryota, Fungi, Ascomycota, Sordariomycetes, Sordariales, Podosporaceae. The transcript has a single exon. The record is from RefSeq and is a predicted model, not a curated record.